Messenger RNA from Aphis gossypii (cotton aphid), 1676 nucleotides. Its product is annotated as thioredoxin-related transmembrane protein 1-like. Lineage: Eukaryota; Metazoa; Arthropoda; Insecta; Hemiptera; Aphididae. The coding region runs from base 495 to 1328 and encodes 277 amino acids. The transcript is spliced from 6 exons. The record is from RefSeq and is a predicted model, not a curated record.
GCCGCCCCGUGAUUCGUGUACAACACCGGUCACCGUUGUCUGUUCUCACUCACACUAACGCUAUAGUCACACUGUUCACCGCGACGUUUUCAUACGUAGGUGAUUCCCACCUCGCAGCAGUGGUUUAAUAUCGUAAUAUCGUGUUGCGCGUCGACAGUAGUUCUUGUAAGUAGUCGUCGUCGUCGUUGUUUACGCGGGCCCCAAACGCUGGUGAUUCGAGUACACGCGUUUUCCCGUAAACGUGCCCGAAUCGGUAGACCUAUUUUCGUUUCGUUUUUUUUUUUAAAAAUUUUCCCCUCCCCCCGCCGACAAAACCCGGUCGAUCGUUGUCCCGCGCGCAGCUGAAAAAAAAAAAAAAACGGUUUUUUCGCCCCUGCUCCCCUUUGUUCGCGCCCGUUCGAAAACACUCGCCGUCCGAUCGCGUCGCAUUCCACACACCGACCGCGGUACACGUAACGUUUUUUAGCAGCCUACGCGUUUCACGUCUCGAUAACAUGUCCAAACCUCUGUUUACGGUAUACUUGCUGGCCAUCGGGUGGCUGUGCCAAGGCCAAGGGGUGUUUGUACCCACCACCGCCAGCGACGCAGACGUCGGACACGGCGGCGACCACCAUUCGUUGGAACUGGACGAGAACAACUGGACGAACGUGCUAAACGACGAAUGGAUGGUGUUGUUCUAUGCUCCUUGGUGCCCUGCUUGUAAGUCACUUGAACCCGAAUGGAGAGAAUUUGCUAAAUGGUGUGAUAUUCAUUCAUCUGUUCAAGUUGCAAGUACAGAUAUUACAAUAUCACCAGGACUUACUGGACGUUUUAUUGUUACAACUUUACCUACCAUUUUUCAUGUUAAGAAUGGUGUAUUCAGAUACUAUAAAAUGGGCCGUGAUAAAGAUUCUAUGAUAUCAUUUAUAAGAGAAAGAAAAUGGGAAACUGUAGAAACAAUUUCAUCAUGGAAAUCCCCUAAUUCAAUUCAAAUGUCUGUAGUUGCUCAAUUCUUUAAACUCUCACAACAAGUUAGGAUUUUACAUUCAACUCUGAUGGCUGAGUAUGGACUUCCCACCUGGGGAUCAUACUUGAUAUUUGCCAUAGCCACCAUAUUUAUUGGUGCCAUACUUGGUUUACUGUUGGUCUGUAUUAUUGAUUUAGUUUAUCCUCCAAACCAUAAAAUGCCAGUUAAAGAUAGAAAAGAUGAAAACAGCGAUAGUGGUCAAGAGUCGGACGAUGAUGAUGAACUCGUUAAAGAUGAAUUGUUGGACGAUCAAGCUAGCGAUGAACCAACUGAAAAUGAACCUUUAUUGAGGAAUAGACGCAAAAUACGUAAAACUGACUGAUAACUUUUUUAAGAUAGGCAUAAUUAUUUCUUCAAUAUAAUUCCAAUUAAUAUAAUUUAUACCAAUUAAUGUAUUAUAGUUCUUUCUAAUAUAAAGAAUUAUAUUGAUAUUAUCAUUAAUUUAUUUUUAGGUUCACAUUUAAUUAAGUUAAUUAAUAUUGAAUACUUAAACAUAAGCAGUCAAUUAUUUUUUUUUAAUUUAUUGCUUUUAAGGAUAUUUAGGCUUAAAGCAUUAGCUGUACUGCUUGCUUGUUCCUAAAUCUUUGUAAGUAGUCAUUUUUAUAAGAAAUUUUUUUAAAUGUCUCAUUUAUGUAUAUAAGUAUAAAUAAAUAACCAAACCUUAUAUUAA